This is a messenger RNA of Dermacentor andersoni, 4482 nucleotides long. RefSeq lists its product as uncharacterized. The record is from RefSeq and is a predicted model, not a curated record. NCBI's taxonomy places the organism in Eukaryota, Metazoa, Arthropoda, Arachnida, Ixodida, Ixodidae.
CGAUGUGUGGCUGCUGUACUGCUGCGUGUUCCGGCCGAAAGGCAAGGAGGUUUAGAAUGUAUAAACUACCCAGAUGUUGGAUAUCCAGCUAAACGGAUAACGAACAUCACUCCGGCCAAGUUGACGUCCCCACAACAAUUCGAACAUUGCGAGGUAUACUUUUUUUUGCGUCCAUCUUUCAUGCUGAAGCAACGUCGGAGCGCGUUUCUAAAUCGCAGCCCACAGUCAUCGAGAAGACAAGAUUUACAACUCGAGUCAUUCACGCGGCAUGGACUAGUGACUACAGUUUGGGAUCUCGGUUACGGCUCAACUCUUCGCGUAGAAGUGUGAACAAUUUGGAUGCAGGGUCCCCUGCGCCCCGUCUUCGUCGGCGUUCUUCUGCUGACCGUGUUCUACAUCAUCAGGACGUACGGCCCCGUGCAGACCUCUCCGCGAGAGGGCGACACCUUCAACCGUGCGGCCGCCGCGUCGAACGGCUCGCAGAGCUUGGUCGCCGACACCGAGUUCUCCCCGUUCUGGCUGACCUCCGAAGAGGAGAGUCGCACCGACUACGCCGUCUGGCGGCUCAACGCGUCCAUUCGCUGGCGUCAGACCCAUUCGUGGGCCUACACGUGCGGUGUGUUCGUGGACCAACGCGUGAGGCCCACGCUCGUCCGCUUCCUGCUGCUGGCGCCGACCGAGCAGCUGGUGCCUUCGUACGGCCGCAACGGCACCAACUACGGGAAGUACGAGUGCAUCUUCCUCAGAAGGGACGUCACGCCCGUACGAGGCACGUUCUUGGUCGAGACGCGCGGUCGCCACCCGGACGAGGCACACGUGCCGGUCUACCGGAACGGCAGCGCCAGGGUCGAGCUCUGCGUCGGCGACGACCCUCGGACCAACUGCUCGUACCUGUGGAGCACCGAGGUGGUGGCGAAGAGUGCGGCGAGCGUGCCGGUCGGUGGACUCACGAGCGCCCCCUACGAACCCGUGCUCGUCACGUGCGCGGUGCCCGAGGACGCCAGCGCUCGCCUGGUGUCUCUCGUGUACCGCCGCGAGGAGAGCGCCUUCUGGUUCGCUCCCCGCAAGCUUCACUUCGGCGUCAGGAAACAGAGAGCCUCGGUCGGCGUCUGCGUGCCGCCCUGGAUCUCCGAGGACGGCGUUGGAGCGCAGCGCGACCUGCUCGAAUACCUGGCCUACUACGCGGCGCUAGGGGCGCGCCACUUCAACGUCUACGUGAACGCGACCGACCAGCGGACGUUGGCGUUCCUCCUGGCGCUCAGGAAGCGAAGCCCGGUGAGUCUCACCUACCGUUCGUGGCCCGGCGUUUCGGCUGGCAGCAGCCUGGCUUUCGCUGAAGCUGCGCUCGUCAUGGACUGCGCCUACAGCUACGCCGACACGCCCAUCGAAUACGUCACCACAGUCGCCCUGCGAGAGUUUGUCGUCCUACGUAAGGCGUCGAGCUUCGGUGACUUUCUGUCAAAGGCGGCGUUCGCCAACGCGACCUCGUUGACGCUGCUCAGUCAGCCCUUCACCACAGAAGGAUCGUUGGGCAUGGACGACAUGUUGCUAGCACAGCGAGACAGGCUGCGCGUGCGACCCCUGCUGGAUCCACCGGGAAGAACUUCGAGAGUGUUUCUCAAGGCCACGCGCAUUGUGGAAGCCGACGCCGCCCAGGUCUACCACGCACUACAGCCCAAUCCAAUCACCGUGGACAGCGAGGAGGCGAUCGUGCUGCGGUACGUGACGGCACCGAAUGACGUCACCGGAAGGGGCGAGGGUGUCGCCUACGUUGACUUCUCCAACUACACGAACGAGGACUCGAGCCUGGCUAAGUGGCAAGCGAAGAUGUCAAGCUUGUCGCCGCUUCUGUGGUUCCGUAGGAACCCGAGGAAGAAGAAAGACUGGCGCUUAAUUCGAGACGGCACGCCCCUCUAAAUGGCAAACUAUAUAGACAGACCGUUGGGACACGCCUACAAAAUGCUCCACCCAAAUUGUUAGCGGAAGGACGCAGUUCAACGGCGGACAUUUUUAUUACCGCGGCUUGAAGACAGAAAGAAAACAGAAUACUUGGUCUUAUCAAUGACCGGAGCUUCCGAUCUCUUUUUUGUUAAGGUAUGUAUCACGACGCUACAGCUUUAGAGUGCAGUAGAGCUCGGUGCUAUCCGCUGCUGAAUCAGGCAUUGAAGUUUCGUAAAUGCAGUGAAUUCGGUCUUUUGCAGACGAGGACAACGAAAGGACUGGACCGCUUGCUCCGUGAACUGGGCAUACUUCAGUUAAUCCUUUGUCCGUAACGCACUGCGUUUACCACCAACAAAUCCAAAGAACAACAUUAUUCGAGUUUUCGUAUAUAUCAAAAACCGUGUGCGGCAUUUUACUCAUUGCGCCGAGGGAAGUCGAUUUAUUGCAUUCAUAAAAUUUGAGCUCGCCUGCACAAUGAUCCGCCCAUAAAUUCUUAUCGGAGGCAGUUCAACAACUGAUCAUUUUCAACGCGACUCCUUAAAGACAAAGAGAAGAGAAUACAAUUGCAAUGCCUGAAACACUAGAAUACUUGCAAUACUUGUAGCUUUAAUAACCAAAGCUGCCGAGAACCUCUUUAUUAAUGUGCGUGUCACAACGUUGCGGCGUUAGCGUACAGUCACAAUUUGCAGCUAUCCCCUGCCGAAUCGAGCGUUCUAUAGUUUCGUUAGAGCAUUGGCAAUACCACUUUGCAUAGAACGAGACACAAAAAGAACUAAACGACUUGCUCCGUUAACCAUGGGCACACUUCUGCUCAAUUCCUUCUUCGUUUGUCCUUGUUUGCAACGCGCUACGUUUGCCGCACUUAUCGCUCACCGACAAGCCCAAAUAGCAAGAAAUACAACGAGACAACUGUGGACGUGUCACGUGCACGCAUUUAGGGACCGGUUCACGCACGUGGAUUGAAGAAUGUCCGAUUACGUAGCCUUGCCGGGCCUUAUACGUGGUGCCGGGUUACAUGCAUGUAUAUCGAUACGGCGAGAAAAGCAAGAGUGUUUAUUUAUAGAAUAUAUGCAGUGGUACAAAGCAGCCAAGUCGAUUGCGAGCUCUUGCGGCGCUUCUACACCACCUCGUCGUCUUCGCACUAAAGGCAUCGUUGUCACGUCCAUGCGAAGGCGUCGCGUAACAACAUAAUCAAGGCCUUUAUUAACCUAGAAUUAAAGAAUAGCAAGAUUAUUAGUCAUCUCCGUACGUCGAAGGUGGAAGCGUACCGUUAAUGUUUAUCCCAUCGAUCGGGCGAAAAAAAUUCUGCAGCCUCCUCUUAGUCACUUGUAAACCGAUAAACCUAAAUGCUACCGAACUUGAAAAUGUGAGCGUUGUCACUUAUGUGACGGUUUGAAGGGUGUUUAUGUGUCACUGUAAGAGUAGUUCCGGACUUCAUUCGUGAGGCUUGUCUUGUCGUGAAAAGCGCUUCAACAAAUUACCAGAGAGUUCCAUAAAGCUAUAGAGUUUCGUGCGGCGGUUAUCGGAGGUAACUGUAACCAUUGUGAUCCACCAUGAACUGUGAAACUGUGAUUCACCGUUACGAGGGGUGCUGAAGGAGCGCGGUAAUGUUGGCGUUGUUAUAAAUAGCAGUUAACUGCGACCUCUCCUUCCUCAAUUUUAACGUCCGUGUCCAUUGUUGUGCACGGCUCCUCAGAGCCAGUUUAUCAUAAGGCCGUACAGAACUGCUUAAUCGGGUACCGAUAUCACGGCCAUUUUAUCGCGCCCAGCGCUGAUGCUCCAUACGAGUGAAACAGUACUGCAUAAACUCAAUUCAAGAUGGCUAAGCGGAGUCGCCAGAAGUCACCUUCGUUGAGCGGAAAACCACCGGCAGCAUAAAAAGUGAUAAUCAACUCUAGUACAUUGGAGAUUAUAACACACAAAAGACCAGAUUUGUGUAAUUAAAAUUAAGCGAUGAGCUACGAGAGCGCAACCUUUUUAGAGGGGCCUUGCACCCCAAAUUAUGCAGGUUGUUUUUAUUCCACGUUUGCUUGCUCCAGGACUUGGCGAUGCCUAUAGCGCCAGUAGGAACGCUGAAAUUUGAGUCGUUUGAUAUUUUAAUUUGCUUCUGAGGUUGGUUUCCGCGCCGACCACAGUGUCAUACAUUAACCCUUUUGGGCAGCGGGACUGACGCAAAGCAAGUGGCUUAUGCUGUUCGAUUUGAUUGCUUAGGUACGAAGAAUAUGUUGUGCGUGUUUAUGCUAUACAUACAGUUAUACGACUUCAAAAAUAAAGAUACACCGACGACUACGAUACUCCCUAAAGCGAAAUUUGAGGGCAGCUCUGUACGUGUUUUCGUUUCGCGAUAUAUUGGCUGGCGCGGACAAUAUGUCUCGCGCGGUACGUUCCAAACGGUGCGAGGUGCGGCGCGACUGCCGCGCUAAACUCGAGAUCGCGAGAGGCAGCGCGUGGCUGACGCUUGGGCGCGAUUCGCAGCAGCCGCCGCAGACAGACCUCCGCUCAUGCAGCGCUUUGGUGAACAGAUGACGCGUAGAGUGCCUC